This is a messenger RNA of Linum trigynum, 7497 nucleotides long. Lineage: Eukaryota; Viridiplantae; Streptophyta; Magnoliopsida; Malpighiales; Linaceae. The record is from the annotation of a GenBank genome assembly.
CUAUCAAUAACUCGAGUUUUAAAAAACAUUCUAAUACAAAUUAUAUUUCAUUCCCUUAACGGUAUUUUUUUAAGUUGCUUGUGGACCUUUUUAGGUAUAUUAAAACUGGAGAGUAGUAGUUACUAGUUAGAACAUAUGACAAUCAUGAUUACUUAGAGUAUUAAUUAAUUAGGAUAUGUAUAGUGUAUAGCCGUAUAGGUAAAUCGGGUUAAAUCACAGAGUAAGAUUUACUUGGACAAUUUUGAUCGAGCUUUUCACUUUAACGGUUGACCGCAUUAGUAGUAGUAUGUAGUGGUUUUUGAAGGACUCAUAAGAAUCAACCUCCUCGCAACAUGGGCCGAAUGGUUCAAUUGAAAAUCCAUAUAUCAAUAAUAAUAAGUGGUAGUUGUGUUUAUGGAUGAUGAUAAAGAUGUCAAAAGUUGACAACAUUUGUUUGUAGGUUGAGCAUUUAUAGAAAACAUAAGGUGAUCAACAAUCCAUAUUCAUAGGUUAACUCCAAAUAGCAAUUACUUGUAGUUAACAUCAAGUCACCAUAACAAAAUCUUAUAAUCAUUAUGUAGGCAACAAAAUCUUUUGAUUUUAAAAAUCGGUUCUAUGAUCCCAAUUUUAUCGGAUAUUCAAUUUUACUCUUUCCUAUAUAUACAGAAAUAAAAAUUUGAGAAAAGAAAAAUAGGAAUAUUAGUUAAGGAUCUUAUUAUAACAAAUAAGCGUAAGAAAAGGAGAGUCAAAUGGCUAAGUAAGCAACAAAAAUGGAAACAGUAACAACCAUGGAUAAUUACAAAAUUUCACCUAUUUGAGAUACAAAUAUUAUUACAAUCAUAUCACAAAGCCUAUAAAUUCACACCACAAAUAGGCUUGAUUCACAUCCAAAGAGAGCCACAACACAAAAUCUUAAAGAAAAUUAAGAAUCAAUUACUAAAAGGAUGGGGCAGCCAGUUUCCUUUCUCGUCGCUAUAACUACUGUUGCUGUCAUAUUGUCUACCGCCAGAGCAAGCAUUGGUGGAUGGGAGCCGAUAAAGAACUUAAAGGAUAAGCACGUCGAAAAGAUCGCUGAGUAUGCAGUGCAGACUAACAAUAUGAUAUCUGUUGGGGAAGUAUAAACAGGCCCAAGCCCAUGAGGAGGGAAUAGUAAAACGGGUCCAAAAAGAAAUAGUUUAGGUUUGGAAAGGCCCAAACAAUGGGUUAGGCUUCUCAAGGUAGGGCAGGCGCAUGACGACAAAAGAGGCAUGAGGACAAGGGGUACGGAAGGGCGAGCAGGGAAACGAGCCACAUGGCGGCUGUGGUCCCUGCUGGGCGCCCCCCUCGGGGCGUUCUGAAGCGGCCACGUAUAGGCGCUUGACUGCUGUACCGUACCAUGCAUUAAAUGAAGAGCUGACGUGGGCUGAAGUGCCAAGAAGACCGUUGGGACCUCGACCAGUAUAAAUAGUACCCGGUAGGUAGCAUUUACGCAGGUUGGCUUCUCUCACUAAGAUCCUGAGCUUACUUCUCUCUCUAAAAAGCAGGCUCUGACUUAAAAUUCGGAGUGCUAACGGGCCAUUCAAGCCCUCUAGGCGUUUAUCUGUGCAGGAUCUGAGCGCCUGGCGGCGAUCACUGUCAAAAGGAGAGAGAACUGGGUGCGGAGUGUUGUGGCUUAAACAAUUGGCGCGCCAGGAAGGGGGAGAAGCGAUUAGGCGCAUGGAAAGUUUUGAUGAGGAGAAUGGAGGAGGGGAUGCUGCCCGAUCAGAGGGUUCCAAUUUGGGGGAUGGUGAGCGCCAGUCGAGUCCGGAGACACCUAUGGAUGUAGAAGGGGAAGCUAGCCAUGAGCGCCUGUCACCGCGAGAAGAUGAGUCGUUGACAAAAAGAGAGUUGUUCCGAAUCAUUGCUGAUCAGGAUAGGGCCAUUGCGGCUCUUAGGAGGGAAAUAGAAGGGGGAAGGAGCGAAGACAUGAUGACAUAUAGUCCGGGUAUCAGAAAGAGGGAGAGGGCGAACGAAGAUUCUGAGUCAAUGCAGUAUGGGAUUCCGCAGCAUGCCGACUUAGGCGCCGGAUAUCAGGGGCGCCCACGCACUUGGAGGCAGCAAGCUGAACCACAAACAAAUGGCGUUGAGGAGCCUAAUAUGUGGGCGCCUAGGCGUAUGGAAAAACGCUUCGGUGUUCGACAACCUCUCGCACGAAACAUCCUGAUGGAGCCAGCUGGAACAACGAUACCACCAUUACCAAGUUACGACGGGGUGGCUGACCCGGAGGACCACUUGAAUAGCUACUUCACCAAAAUGCAGUUGUACAAUAGCUCCGAUGCAACGUUGUGCAAGGUAUUCCCGUCCACGUUCGCGGGAGUUGUUUUGGACUGGUAUCAUCAAAUUGAUGAAGGGCGUAUCGAAUGCUUCGAACAAUUCGCUGAGUUAUUCUUGUCUAAGUUCGCUAGCCGGAAGCGCCAGACUCUAACCAUAGGCGCCUUAUUCAAAGUAAGACAGAGAGAGGGGGAGGCGCUACGGGAAUUCUAUGAUCGAUGGAUUUCAGUCGCCAUGGCGGUCAAGGAUGUGCAACCAGCGGUGCUGGGAGUAUGUUUAGACGCCUGCACGACCAGUGAAGAGUUGUGUCGAGCUCUCUCGAAGCGAGAUGUGGUGUCUACGGAGGACCUGGAUCGAAGGGUGCAGAAAGUAAUUAUGUUGGAAGAAACGUUGGCAGCGCGCAGAGCUGAAAAGAGGCGCAUGAGAGGUGAAGAGAUAGAAGGCAGGCAGGCGCCAAGGCCAGCGGUAGGAAGUGUCAUGCCUCAGAGGAGACCGGAUGUGCAACGCCAGGCGUCAAGGUCAUCGGGAAAUUUCACGGAAUACAACGAUACGCUGAAGAAUGUCUUGCAAUAUGUCAAGGACAGAGGGUAUCACAUACGAUGGCCGGGACCAAUGCGUGGACAACCAAACGAGAAAAAUCUUGAUCGGUACUGCGAUUUCCAUCGAGACAAGGGGCACUACACGGCUGAUUGCUAUCAGCUGAAGGCCGAACUCCAAACGUUAGCGGAUAAGGGAAUGCUCAAUGAUUUCAUCAGACGGGGGGAGGACAGGACCCAUCGCGCUUACACGAUGAGAGUGGCAGAACGAGCGCCUAUCAGGCGCAUCGAAGCGGAAGUAUCCGGGCCGCCCAUGGCGCCAAAGACGCAAGAGGCACCAAAAGAAGCAGUAGUGAAUGAGGCGCCCGAGAUACCCCCACCACCCUUUGAGGUGAAUCAAAAUGGUGACCCCAGCCGUGUGAGGCUCACGGUGGAAUCGAUUACCGGAACCCUUGAUUUGAGGGAUAAGAUGGAGAGGACAAGGCGCCUAAGAGCGGCAUCAAUCGAAGCAAAGGCAGCGGUGCAAAUACACUUCAACCAGGAGCCCGAGGAGGCAUGUAAAGUUCCAUCGGAGGAGGCAUUGGAGAUACAAGGCGUGAUAGCGGGAUGCAAGGUGAAGAGAAUGUUAGUCGAUACGGGAAGUUCAAUGGAUGUCCUGUUCAAGAGCACGUUUGAGCGCAUGCAGCUGGCGCCAGAGUUGGUAAGGCCUUCAAGCUCGGUGCUGAUAGGGUUUUCAGGGGCGCCUGCCCAAGUCAUCGGGCGUGUGCGACUUCCAGUGACUCUGGGAGAUGAAGUACAUUGUGUGACUCACUCGAUAGAGUUCGGAAUUGUGGAUUGUCCCUCCCCGUACAAUGUGAUACUAGGGCGCCCCCUAUUAGCACAGUUUAAUGGGGUGGCUUCUACGUGCCACCAGUCAUUGAAAUUCAUGGCACCACAGGGUAUAGGCAUCUCACGAGGAAGGAGCGCCCCACGUUAUGCACGAGAGGUGGAGCGAGGCGUCCGACGACACAGGCUGAAUGUCAUUGAUAUCCAACCUGAGGAGGCGCCCAGAGCUGAAUCUGUGGACGGGGAAUUGGUGGUGGCAAUUGAUGAAGGGCGUCCAGAACGACAAGUGAGAAUAUCGGAACAGGCGCCAGAGGACAUGAGGGCUCCACUAAUCGAGUUGUUGCGGGAAUUCGGAGAGUUGUUUGCUUGGAGUGCGCAGGACAUGCCCGGCGUGUCGCCGGAGAUUGCGAUGCAUAGGCUGGCUGUGGAGGAGGGUAAGAGGCCCGUUCAACAAAAGCGGCGGAACUUGACUCAGGAAAAGGAAGAAGCGCUCCGUCGGGAGGUGGAUAAGUUGCUCGAGGCGGGAUUCGUGGAGGAAGCAAGAUACAUUACUUGGCUCUCGAACGUAGUAUUCGUCCCAAAGCAAUCGGGAGAUUGGAGAAUGUGUGCGGAUUUUACGAACCUUAACCGUGCGUGCCCCACAGAUGCUUAUCCUAUGCCACGUAUUGACCUCCUGGUGGAUGCGACGGCUUAUCAUGAGGCACUUAGCUUCCUCGACAUGUUCUCAGGCUACCAUCAAAUCCCCAUGGCAGAAGAGGACAGGGCGAAGACAGCUUUCAUGACACCUUUUGGUAACUUUUGCUACAAAGUGAUGGCGUUCGGUCUAAAGAACGCGGGGGCAACCUACCAACGAAUGGUCAACCAAGUCUUCCGAAAGCAACUAGGAAGAAACGUGGAGGCAUAUGUGAACGAUCUAAUUGUGAAAAGCAAGAGGCGCCUGGACCACCUUGGGGACCUACGGGAAACUUUUGAGACCAUGCGCUUCUUCAAGCUGAGGCUCAAUCCUAAGAAGUGUGUGCUUUUGGCAGAAGCGGGAAAGUUUCUAGGAUUCAUGAUAACCAAGAGAGGAAUUGAAGCAAAUCCCAAACAGGUUGAGGCGAUAUUGAGUCUGGCGCCCCCGCGAACUCCGAAGGAAGUGCAAGGAUUGACGGGCAGGCUGGCUGCGCUUGGGCGCUUCAUCCCCCGAGCCUCCGACCGGGGCACCCCCUUUUUUAAAGUGUUGAAAAAGGCCUCCAAAUUCAAGUGGACCGAGGAGUGUAGCCAGGCAUUUGACGACUUGAAGAAAGUGCUCACGGCCCCUACAGUGAUGACGGCGCCCAAAUCCAAGGAAGUGUUAUAUUUGUAUAUAGCAGUAUCCCACAUUGCUGUGAGUGCGGUUCUCAUAUCCAGGGACCCAUGUUCGAAUGAAGAGAGACCAGUGUAUUAUGUAAGUCGUACCAUGGUAGGCCAUGAAACACGAUAUGCGCCUAUAGAGAAGGCUGCGCUGGCAGUAGUGAUGGCGGCAAACAAGCUCAGACCAUAUUUCCAAGCUCACAGCAUUGUGGUUCUCACAAACCUUCCUCUCCGAACCAUCCUUGGAUCCAUGGAUGUGUCGGGGCGCCUGGUGAAGUGGGCGGUACAAUUGAGUGAAUUUGAUAUCAGCUAUGCGCCUCGCCCCGCCAUCAAGGCGCAAGUGUUAGCUGAUUUCAUUGCAGAGGGCGUCUCAGAUGGAGGAAUAGCAGCCGAAGAAUGUUGGCAGGUUCAUGUAGAUGGUGCAGCAAGUCGAGUAGGAGCGGGGGCGGGAAUUGUACUUAUGAGUCCCUUAGGCGCCUUACAUGAAAUAGCCUUGCGCUUUGCGGCACUCAAAACAAACAACGCGGCAGAAUAUGAGGCUGUUUUGGCAGGGCUCCACAUGGCCAGGGAGUUGGGCGCUCAGAAGGUGAAUAUCAAAUCUGACUCAGCGCUAGUUGUCAACCAACUAAAUGGAGUCUAUGAGGUUAAGGAGGAGUCACUGGGCGCCUAUGUGGACUCGGUACGCAAGAAAUGCGCCUGGUUUCGUGAAGUCACGUUCACGCAUGUCCCAAGGGAAGAGAAUGCGCAUGCGGAUGCCCUGUCCAAACAGGCGACGGCACUGGAUUUUGAGAAAAAUCGAACGGUGAUUGUAACGAAGGAGGUGCCCCACGAAGAUGUGAUAAUGGCAUCCAUAUCAUCAGGGAUUGAAGAAGGCUGGAUGGCACCAAUUUGGUUCUUUCUCACACAAGGGGUGGUUCCCGAGGACUCGAAAGAGGCUUGGCGCUUACGAAGGAAAGCAGCUAGGUGUACCAUAGUGGAUGGGACGUUGUACAAGAGAUCACACUCAGGCGCCUACCUGCGGUGUCUUACUGAGGCUGAGGGGUUACAGGCGAUCAAGGAGGUUCACCAAGGAACUUGUGGUAUGCAUGCAGGCGCUCGAAGCCUUGAAAAGAUUGUGCUCCGCCAAGGAUAUUACUGGCCCACGAUACGGGCAGACGCUCGGAGAGAUGUGGCCGCAUGUCACCAAUGCCAAAUUCACGCUAACGACAUACAUCUCCCAGCGGCACCCAUGCAAGGGAAUGUGGGCGCCUGGCCUUUUGCCCAGUGGGGUAUGGAUCUCUUGGGACCGUUACCAAAGGCGCCUGGACAAUUCAAAUAUUUAAUUGUCGCGGUGGAUUACUUCACCAAAUGGAUUGAAGCAGAGCCAUUGGCGACAAUCACGGAAGCGCAGAUGCGGAAGUUUACCAAGAAGAACAUCUUUGCGCGGUUUGGACUCCCAGAAUCCAUUGUCACUGACCACGGGAAGCAAUUCGAUUGCAAGAAGUUCGUAGAAUUCUGCGAUGAAAAUGGAGUGAUUUUGCGGUUCUCGUCUGUGGCCUACCCCCAAGCCAAUGGGCAAGCUGAAGCGGCUAACAAAAGCAUAUUACACGGGUUGCACACACGGUUGGCGGAGGCAAAGGGCAAGUGGGUUGAGGAGCUGCCGAGUGUCUUAUGGGCGCACAGGACUACCUUCAAGGUGGCAUCGGGAGAAACACCUUUUGCAUUGACUUAUGGCAGCGAGGCCGUUUUGCCAGUGGAAAUGAGGGUGCCUACCUUCAGAAUGACCCACCGCAAUGAAUCAAUGGAUGUUCAGGAGCGCAUUGAUGAGCUGGACCUGUUGGAUGAGCGCCGAGAGGUGGCAGCCUUGCGUUUGGAAGCGAUGAAAGGGCAGGUAGCAAGGUAUUACAACAAAAAGAUGCGGGCACACGGCAUUGUGAAAGGAAGCCUGGUGUUAAAGCGUGAUUUUCGUCCCAAGGCCACCGAGGGAAAAUUGGCCCCAAAGUGGAAAGGUCCAUAUCGCGUUCAGGAGGUUGUUGGCCCAAGUACAUUCAAAUUGCAAACCUUGUCGGGCAAGAACGUGAAGCGAACAUGGAAUGCCCAGAACCUGAGAAAAUAUGAGGCCGGGGAGUUAAGCAUGAUGGAUGCUGAGGGUGAGGAAGAAGUGGGUACAAUGACUGAUGUAUCAGAGUAGGCGCCUCAAAAGGAGGUAGUCAGUGGCUAAUCUCCAGUGGUUAGUAGGUUUUUCUUUAUCUGUCUCCAAAAGCGCCCUAACGCGCCGUAGAAUCAAAGCGCCCUUCCUUAUUGCGCCCGUUAUUUUGUAAAACGCCCUCUUUUGCGCCCAUACUUGUGAGAAAUAGGAUUAAUUAAUACGAAAUAGAGCUUUGAGAAAAGAUGCAACAAAGGCGCCCAAGUUAAUGCGCCCCUCCCUAUUUAAAGCGCCCACCUUUACGCCCCUCCCUCCUUAUAGCGCCCUCCUCGUAUAAAGCGCCCACCUUUGCGCCAAUAUCGUACCAGGAGCCCAUUGUAUGACAGAGGCGAGUAAAGUUGCAUACGAAAA